This is a messenger RNA of Dicentrarchus labrax (European seabass), 6184 nucleotides long. It is a transcript of the gene lrrfip1a, whose product is annotated as leucine rich repeat (in FLII) interacting protein 1a. Gene Ontology annotation, biological process: regulation of transcription by RNA polymerase II. The transcript has 24 exons. Gene Ontology annotation, molecular function: RNA polymerase II cis-regulatory region sequence-specific DNA binding; DNA-binding transcription factor activity, RNA polymerase II-specific. The coding region runs from base 557 to 5479 and encodes 1640 amino acids. Lineage: Eukaryota; Metazoa; Chordata; Actinopteri; Moronidae. The record is from RefSeq and is a predicted model, not a curated record.
UUUGAAGUUCGUCGGUGUGACAGGUUCGCGUCCGCUGGUGGCGACAAACUAACAAAUGCUGCUGGAUUAACAUAAAAAAAAAACAACAAAGAAAGCCUCCCACAUUGUACGAUAAAGAUAGCGUUAGCUUCAGUUAACGUAUUUAUCCUUUAAAUGUCGGUGUUUAAUCUCAUCUUUUUCCGUCGGACAGACAGCUUUUAACGGUUGAAAUCGGUUCUGCUCGUAAACGCAGCAGAGAAGCGCACGUGGAGGGACAGACGCAGUGUGAGCCAGACUUCCUCGCGAGUUAGAGAGAGAGAGAGAGAGAGAGACAGAGAGAGAGAGAGACAGGAAGAAGUGUUAAAAAAAAAAAAAAGAUAAAACGGAUAUAAGACAAUGACCCACGCUUCUCCUCCUCGACUUUAACUUCAUUUUUAUAUGCGACACAUGAGACCCAGCAGUUUAUAGUGGCCGCUCUGGGGUUUUCUUUUUGAGGGGGGGUGGAGGAUUACUCGGUGCGCCGUUUUGCGACUUUUAUCUGCAGCGAGUGGAUACUUCAGGGUCUGAAAGGGAAGACAUGGGGACUCAGGGCACAGGACGGAAAAGGUCUACCAAGAAGGAGAGGUCGACGGCGGAGGAUGAUGCCCUGAAUCUCAUAGCGAGAGAGGCCGAGGCCAGGCUGGCAGCGAAGAGGGCAGCGAGGGCAGAGGCCAGAGAGAUCCGCAUGAAGGAGCUGGAGAGACAACAGAAAGAGAUCUUUCAGGUGCAGAAGAAAUAUUAUGGCUUGGACACCAAAUUAGAUGACCGAGGGGACAGCAAAUGGGGAGAUAUUGAACAAUGGAUGGAGGACAGUGAGAGAUACUCACGUUCUUCACGGAUACACACGCUCUCAGACGACGAUGAGCGGAUGUCAGUGGGAAGCCGGGGCAGUGUCAGGUCGGAUCUUGACGCCGUUGGGGCUUACGGUGGAGGGGGCUCCUCCUCACUCUCACUUAAGAAGUCAAAGAAAAAGAAGAAACAUAAGCACAAAGACAAAGACAGGAACGGCUGUGAUGAUGAUGAUUACAGUGUAAUGUCCAGCAGGAGCUCCAGACUCAGUGAUGAAAGCAGAGUGUCUCGCUCCUCCAGACUAGACCUAACGAGCUCCAGACUAAGUGAUGACAGCCGGGUGUCUCGUGCCUCCAGAUUAGACCUGCAGCCGGCUCCGUACGCUUCCUCUGACUUGUACAACUUCAAUGGUCUGUCCUCUUCCAGAAACCAGGGUUCAGCUUUCAAUGGUUACCAGAGCUCCUUAUAUGAAGACAGCCUUGGCACUGGGUCACGGCGAGCCGCUGGUCCCACCUCUCACCCUUUAGAGUACACUAGUUAUCGCAGCUCCGGCUCCAGAGCCUCCUCCAGAGCCAGUUCGGCCCGCGCCAGCCCAGUGGACAACUGCGGGUCUGUUGCCAGCUUUUUGAGGAGUGCGGCCAGUAGCAGUGGCAUCCCCCGAGACCUGGACGAUGUUACUAUUCCUGACUUUUCUGACGUGAGUCGCUUUGCACCGGCAGGACGCCGAGGCUGUGAUGUGGAGGACAGAGAUUAUCUUGAGAAGGGAUCUCGAGCAGCUUCUGCCUUAACAGCAGGAACCCUUACGUCUUUAGGUGGGACUUCCUCGCGGAGAGGAAGUGGCGAGACGGCUAUAACUGUAGACGCAGAGGCCUCUAUACGAGAAAUUAAGGAGAUUCACGAACUGAAGGAUCAGAUUCAAGAUGUGGAAACCAAGUACACGCAGAACCUAAAAGAAGCCAAGGAUGCAUUAGCAGAGGUGGAGGAGAAGUAUCGUAAGGCCAUGGUGUCCAACGCCCAGCUGGAUAACGAGAAAAACAACCUCAUGUACCAGGUGGACACACUCAAGGACUCGCUCAUGGAGCUGGAGGAGCUGCUGUCUGAGUCGCGCCGGGACUAUGAGGAGAAAGUCAAGGAACACGAGCGAGAGAAACAUGCCCACAGCGUGCUUCAGUUCCAGUUCAGUGAAAUGAAGGAGAUGCUAAAGCAAAGUGAAGAGCUGCUAAAUGACAUCCGUCAGCUGCGGAUCAAACAGGAAGGUUUUGUCAGAGAAAUAGCGGACCUGCAGGAGACGGUGGAGUGGAAGGAUAAAAAAAUUGGGGCCUUAGAGCGACAGAAAGAAUACACAGAUGCAAUCCGAAUUGAGCGAGAUGACCUCAGAGAAGAGGUUGUGAAGCUGAAAGACAUUCUGAAGAAACAUGGAAUAGUAUUAGGACCUGAUCUAAACAUCAAUGGAGAAAUUGGUGAGGCCGAAGUUGACGGGUCCCCCAGUGCAGACCCUGCUUCCCAACCGGCUCCGGAUUCACAGACCUCCCCUGUGGAGGGGAACAGCAUGCUCGGCAACACACAGAAGACUCAGUCUAGAAGUAACGGAGAGGAAGAGGUGGAUCCGGAACAGCGUCAAGAAAUGUUUGAGGAAGCCAAAGAGAAUCACUUGAGCUCUGAUGCACUCUGUAAUGUUGCCAGCGUGGCCACAAUCGAAACACCUAGCGAAGAACAGCCAACAGAAGAACAACAGACAUGCUUAGCCACAGAAGAAGACAGUGUUGACGGAAGUGGCCCCAGCAAUGACUUACAUGUUGACAUUAAUGAGGGUUCAAUCACAGAAGCCAAAGAUAUAAUCAUUUGCAGUUCUGAGCCUCAAGGGAUUGUAACAAGUUCUGAGGAAAAUGUUCCAGAAACAGAAACGCCUGAGGGGAGAGAUUUAGGAGAGACAAGUAAUUCAGAUUUAGGGGAGAGCGAAACUAAAAGCAGUAAUGUCAAUACCCACAGUGAUGAUAUUAGAGAGUCAUGUAAUGACAUUUUUGAAGAGCAAGGAAACAAACAGGAAGAUGUUGACGAAAGUAAUUUGAGAAAUACAGAAUCAUGUCAUCAGCAAAAAGUCACCCAAGAUAUUAUGAAAGAAAGUUUACCUGAUGAGUCCGUCCCAGCUGUAUCAAACACUGAACCUCAACAAGAGCCUGAGAAUGCUGAAGAGGCAGAUAAUGAUGAGGCAGAGGAAAUAUCAAGUAAACCUCAGCCUCAGGGUACUACUGCUUCAGGCAAAAAGAAGAGAAAGAAGAAGAAAGGUAAAAAGAAAGGAGGAGCACAUGAGGUUAAGAACCAACAAAAAGAUGGAAAAGAUAAAGAAAAUGGCAAAACAGAAAAAGACUUGGAAAAAGAAUCAGCUACAAGAGGUAAUGGGCCAACGACAAAACCUGACCUUGCUGAUUCUGUCACUGAAACCCUCAAAGAAACAAGGGUGGAUCAAGUUAAAAAUGAGCAGGACAAGCAAGAAACUGAGAAGGUAGAUCAAGUAGAAGCGGUGAAACCCACUGAAACCUUUUCUCACAAUGAAACUCUAAAAGAACCAAUAAUGGAUCAUGUUAGAGAUGAGCAUGACAAAGAACAAAUUUUGGAAACGAACAACGCAAUUGAAGUAGAAGCCAUGACAACUACUGAAACCGUUUCUCACAUUGAAAUUCCCAAGGAAAUAACAGUGGAUCAUGUUACGGAUGAACAGAAAGAGGAACAAACUUUGGAAGCUGAAACAGUAGAAGCAGUGGAGGCAUUGGCUCCCUCUGAAACCUUUUCUCACGAUGAAACUCUCAAGGAACCCAGUAUAGAUCCCAAAAAGGAUGAGCAAGACAAGGAACAAACUUUGGAAGCUGUAACAGUAGAAGUGGUGGAGGCAGUUGCACCCACAGAAACCUUUUCUUGCACUGGAACUCUCAAGGAAUCCAGUACAGAUGCCAAAAAGGAUGAGCAAGACGAGGAACAAACUUUAGAAACCGAGAAAGCAGAAGAUAUGGAACCUAUAACAAGUCCUGUUUCAGAGACCAAUCUCAGUACUUCUGACGUUAUUGACGACAAAGUUGCUGAGAACACUGAUGGUUUUGAUAAAGUGUGUACUUCCAGUGAAGAGAACUCUAAAAGUGGAACAGACAUCUCAACUAAUGGCAAUGUCAUCCACACUGAGUCAGCUAUUGUUGAUAGUGCAGAGGUUGAAGGGUCUGUUGAGGAGAUGAAAUCUGAAUGCAAAACUUACCCUGAAAGCAUCGGUAAGGAAAACACUGAAGCUGAAUCACAUGUUCCAAGCGAUGAUGACAUUGCUGCCGGUGAAUCUGAAUCCUCAAACAAUUCUGAGAGUAUGGAUAACACACCGGCGACUAAUGAAGAUGGUCUCAAGAGCUUGUCUGGCUCAGAGCUGCCUUCUGAGCUGUCUGCAUCCGUGAACUCAGUCAGUGACAACACUCCCAUCAAGAACUCUGAUCCUGAUCCUGAGGAGGCAACUGAGAUUGUCAAAGAUGAAGAGGAGCCAGGAGCAGAUACCAAACAAGAAUCCCUUUUACCCAGUCAUGAUGGGGAUAAUACAGAGCUAAAACUGGACAGAACAGAAAAGGAGAAGUUGAACGGAGACUUGAGGGAACCUGAAAGUGUAGCUGAGCCAGACACCUCCUCACAGGAAGAAAAAAGUGACAGUGCUUCAUUAACGAAAAACAGUGAUCAACUUGACACUGAAAAGAGUCUGUUGGCAACGCAGUCCGAACAAUUGGAUGAGGUAGAAAGCCAGCCAGAUAAUCAGAUUGCUGAAUCAAAGGCUGAAGUGUCUGAAACAGAGAUCAAUACCAUUGACAUGGUAAACACACCAGACUCUCCAAAAGAAGCUACUGAAAUUGGGCAUUCUGUCGAGCAGGACCACAGUACUGAAGAAUCAGCUGUCGCAGAAGAUCCAGAACAUAAAAACAGUCAAAAUGACCAGCAAAGUGAGACACAUGUUUGUCCUUUGGAAGAAACCAGCAAAGACAAAGCUGAGGAUAAUGAUUCUUCUCAACCCACCCUGCAGGAAAGUAAUGAAGAGGAUGGGGAAGAUGAGGAAGGGCAGUCUUUUGAUUUUGAUGACAUGGAUGUGGAGGUGGCUAUAGAGACAAAUCUCCCUGAACAGGAAGAAGUUGAGGAGGGAGUUGAAGUCAUGUCAGACGAAUGCAUCAGUGGUAGUUCAGAUCUGAACCAAAGUAAUACAGAGUCAAAUGAAAAUACACAAGACAAGCCAGUUGAAAACAAUGACGAGAAGUGUACAGUUGAUGGGGGCAAGCAGGCAGAUACACUAGAUAAAAAGACAGAUUCUGUGCUUCAUGUGGAAGCCACAUCUGAAAAUAAAAAUGUGUGUGAAAAGCAGAAAAACUCACCUGAGGAGGAAGUAGCAGAUGAGCCCAGGCACAUUAAAGAGGAGGGCAAGGUGUUGAAUGUCGGAGAUUCGGGUGUUGCUGCAGAGAACAUUAAUCAGGCAACGUCUUUACCUGUAGAGGAAGGGUUAGAUGCCAUUGAGCAUGACUUGCAGGGUGAAGGUUUGGUUUUACCAAAGAGUGCAGACCAAAUGGCCAGCACUAAAGAGCCACCGCAGACAGGGAAAGACAUGAAGAAGAACGGCAAGAAAGGCAAAGCCAAGGGCAAAGAGGACUGUAAGAUGUCUUAGCUUAUAGAUGGUAUAUAAUACACAUAUAUCUCAUGAUUUUCCCCUCACUAGUAUUUGCUUAGCUGUUUACAAAGUGGUAGAAAACAUAUGUGCAGAACCUUAGAACACUUUCCUUCACAAAUGAAUAUUGGUGUAAGUAUGUAUAUUCUUCUAAUUAAUCCAUAUGAACAGUCCAAGGACCAAACAUGAGUAGUCAUUGAGGUCAUAUUAUGUGCAAAAAAUAAUAUUUGGGUGAAAUGAGAAUAUAGACAGUUGGUAACAGUGGAUUUUUACUAUUGGACAAUAUUGCACUUGCUAUAUUUUGUUAUUGAUUAUCACGCUGCUUGUAAUGUGUCUUGGUUAAUAUUGCUCUGCAGAUGUAUCACAUUUUCUCAUGCUGCAAUCACCAAAACUCAUUCAUGUAUUCAUUUCAGGUGUCAAAUUAAAAAACACAAAUGUUAACUGGUAAUACUUUUACAUGUUCUGGCUGUAAUGUUGAUGGUUAAAAAGGAAAAAAAGACCCUGUUCUGUUCUCUGGGAUUAAUAAGACAAUUGUCUUCUUUUUGACUUAAAGACAUUUCCAUCCGUAAGGAGUCUGAAUUUGAAUUCUAAAGCACAGAAAAUAUAUGAUUAAUGUCUGUUUGCAUUUUGUUGCACUUUGGAAAAGAUGAAUGUGGUGCAUCUACACUGAAAUGCCAAUAAAUACUGCUGUUACCACUUUUGAAA